AAGUAUCCAGAGAUCAAGACUCUGAUGGGACCAGAUCCACAUUUAAAGUGGAUCGUAUCUGGAAUGGUUUUCAUGCAGUUUCUAGCAUGCUACCUGGUGAAAGACUUGUCUUGGAAAUGGAUUUUCUUCUGGGCGUAUGCUUUUGGGGGUUGCAUCAACCAUUCGCUGACCCUAGCCAUCCAUGAUAUUUCGCACAACGUUGCCUUUGGGAACAAGCAGGCCAAGUGGAACCGAUGGUUUGCAGUCUUUGCCAACUUGCCGAUUGGCAUCCCUUAUUCUGCCUCCUUCAAGAAAUACCACAUUGACCAUCAUCGGUAUCUUGGUGGGGACAGCCUGGAUGUGGACAUUCCCACAGACUUUGAAGGCUGGUUCUUCUGUACGCCACUUCGGAAGCUUCUUUGGCUUUUCCUCCAACCUCUGUUCUACAGCCUAAGACCACUGUAUGUGAACCCCAAAGCAAUUACACGGAUGGAAAUUCUUAACGCCCUCGUCCAGUUUUCUAUAGACCUUAUCAUUUACUACCUUUGGGGGCUCAAGCCUAUUAUUUACUUAAUAGCAGGUACAAUUCUUUGCAUGGGUUUACAUCCUAUUUCUGGGCACUUCAUAGCGGAACACUACAUGUUCUUAAAAGGGUAUGAGACAUACUCGUAUUACGGACCUCUGAACUGGCUCACCUUUAAUGUAGGCUACCACAUGGAACAUCAUGACUUUCCCAGCAUUCCCGGAUGCAGAUUGCCAAUGGUGAAGAAGAUUGCAGCAGAAUAUUACGAUAACCUCCCACAUCACCAGUCCUGGAUUCGAGUUCUGUGGGACUUUGUUUUUGAUGACUCUAUUGGUCCUUAUUCAAGAGUUAAGAGACUAUGCAAGCUGGCAAAAGAAAGCUAA
Messenger RNA from Tauraco erythrolophus (red-crested turaco), 885 nucleotides. The record is from RefSeq and is a predicted model, not a curated record. Lineage: Eukaryota; Metazoa; Chordata; Aves; Musophagiformes; Musophagidae.